AUGUUUUAUUCAUCUACUAUUGCUUGUAUAUUCAUAUGUCUCAAUAUUAUAAAUUCCAAGGAAAUAAAAAUAAAAAUUGACUCAAAUGAUCUUCUUAAAAUUGUUAGUGGAUUAAUUAACUCGGAUAAUUUCAAAAAGUUAGCUGAUCAAAUUGUUCAAAGAACUGCUAUGAAAUAUGGCAGUUACAAUAAUCCAUAUCAUCCAGAAGACAAUAUAGUAGAUAAUUUAGAUGAAAAACCGAAUUACGAUAUAAAUACUAAGCUGGAUGAGGAAAAUGAUAAAUAUGUUGAGGGUGGUGAAGAAAAAGCAGAAGAUCAACUUACUGAAGAGUUAGUAAUUAAUAAUUCUAUUGAUAAAAAGCAUUUUUCCAGCCCAACUGAUACUGAAUUACAUAAGCUAGCGAUAUCGAAUGAAAAACUAUUCAUAGAACCUAAAAUGAAAAUUAAAAGAAGACACGAAUUGGAAAAUUCUAAUUGA
This is a messenger RNA of Diatraea saccharalis (sugarcane borer), 477 nucleotides long. Lineage: Eukaryota; Metazoa; Arthropoda; Insecta; Lepidoptera; Crambidae. The record is from the annotation of a GenBank genome assembly.